Gadus macrocephalus (Pacific cod) is the source of this 1297-nucleotide messenger RNA. Its product is annotated as otoconin-90-like. Gene Ontology annotation, biological process: arachidonate secretion; lipid catabolic process; phospholipid metabolic process. The record is from RefSeq and is a predicted model, not a curated record. NCBI's taxonomy places the organism in Eukaryota, Metazoa, Chordata, Actinopteri, Gadiformes, Gadidae. Bases 674 to 1297 code for a protein of 207 amino acids. The transcript is spliced from 6 exons. Gene Ontology annotation, cellular component: extracellular matrix. Gene Ontology annotation, molecular function: phospholipid binding; calcium ion binding.
UCUGAGGCAGGACGGGGCACAUGCCGGGGCAGGGGCCACCCGACACCCAGGGGCCCCGCACCAUCGAGGGGCCCCUGUGGCAGUCUGACGAGAGCUGAUAAAGCUCAGGUGGGGUGUGGUUCCAGAGUAGUGCAGUCACCUGUCGGCCCCUGAGGAGAGAAGAACCAUAUACCUGUGGCCCCUGAGGAGAGAGGAAACAUCUACCUGUGGCCCCUGAGGAGAGAGGAAACAUCUACCUGUGGCCCCUGAGGAGAGAGGAAACAUCUACCUGUGGCCCCUGAGGAGAGAGGAAACAUCUACCUGUGGCCCCUGAGGAGAGAGGAAACAUCUACCUGUGGCCCCUGAGGAGAGAGGAAACAUCUACCUGUGGCCCCUGAGGAGAGAGGAAACAUCUACCUGUGGCCCCUGAGGAGAGAGGAAACAUCUACCUGUGGCCCCUGAGGAGAGAGGAAACAUCUACCUGUGGGCCCUGAGGUGAUCACUGCAGGUUCUACUCAGGUGUGUCUUCAGAGGCUCCUGGUGCCCUCACAGGUCGGGACCCUGACCGGUCCCUUCGGCCGCCGGUUGGCUCCACUCCGGUCCGGCCGUUGUCUGGAGCAUGACCCCUGGUUUGGCCUGAAGGACGCCGCGCUGCAACCGAGCCCAGACCGGCCGUACCACGGUGCCAGACGCCAUGUUCCUCCCCCAAUGGAUGCUCCUGCUGGCGGCGGCGGUGGCCAGAGGCUCCGCCCAGACCUCCGUCUUCUGCACCGACCCCACGACGACAGGCGAGCCAGAAGGCCUCCUCAUUGACUGCCUGGGCCUGAGGUUCACCUGGCUCCACUCCCUCCUGGAGAGCUUCCCCUCCCUGGUGAGCUUUGCGGCGCGGCUGCGCUGCGCGGGGGGGCUCUGUCCCCGCGACCUGGAGGACUACGGCUGCUGCUGCCGACACCGAGAGGCGGGGCCGCCCCUGGACCCCCUGGACAGCUGUUGUUUCCAACACAGGCGCUGCUAUGAAACCGUCACUGCCGCCCCCUGCUGGCAGGAGCUGCCGCCAGCGCUAGACAACCUCACCUGCUCCACCCUCAACACCACCUGUGAUGUGGGAGCGCCGUGCGCCCGGAGCUUCUGCGAGUGCGACGCGGCCGCCGUGGGGUGCCUGGCCCUGACCCCCUACAACGCCUCCCUGAGGAACCUUCCGGAAACCUCCUGCUCUGGCCUGGAAGCAACUGGUAAAACCACCACCUAUAAUCCCAACCCUAACCCUAACGCACUGGUUAAACAAAUACCUAACACACUCCUAAACCUAACCUACUAA